AUGGACGCGAAGCCGCGCCGCCCGCUCAACGAUAUCUUCGUCGCGGUUCGACGACCAGAGCCUGAUUGUGACGCUACAGCACGAAGCCGACUACGAAGUUACUCCCUUCGACGCACAGCCGUACCGUGCCUGGGCGUCCAGCGUCAGGGCCGGGUUGGGCCCUACCUUCUCACACAUCUACUAGGGCACAUUUUGGUAGCCAUAAACGGAACAUUGGCCAUGACUCUGCGCAGCCCGCUCGCCGAGAUUUUCGUCGCGGACGAACAACGAGAGCGGGAUUGCGGUGCUACGGCACGGAACCCGUCACGAAGUGACCGCGACGAGAACCUCGUGGCGCCAACGAUGUUGUAA
Molecule: messenger RNA, 351 nt
Organism: Truncatella angustata
Lineage: Eukaryota; Fungi; Ascomycota; Sordariomycetes; Amphisphaeriales; Sporocadaceae
Exons: 1
Coding region: 1-351 (116 amino acids)
Source: RefSeq, a predicted model, not a curated record